Hibiscus syriacus is the source of this 810-nucleotide messenger RNA. RefSeq names its product putative pectinesterase/pectinesterase inhibitor 43. The record is from RefSeq and is a predicted model, not a curated record. Gene Ontology annotation, biological process: cell wall modification. Bases 1 to 810 code for a protein of 269 amino acids. Lineage: Eukaryota; Viridiplantae; Streptophyta; Magnoliopsida; Malvales; Malvaceae. The transcript has 3 exons. Gene Ontology annotation, molecular function: pectinesterase activity; pectinesterase inhibitor activity.
AUGGCAGAGAUUAGGAAAGUGAUGGAGAAUUCGAAGACGAUGAAAGAGUUGCAAAAGGAUAAAAAUAAAAAGGAGGUGUGGCUGAGCGGUGCCCUCACCAGCCAACAGACCUGUUUAGAAUCGUACUCGGAGAUGGAUGUUAACGCGGAGAAGAAUAUGAAGAAGUUCAUAGCCAAAUCACAGGAGUUAACCAAGAAUGCACUCUCCAUUUUGAAUGGAUUAUCGUCCAUCAUAAAAGCACCCAAAAUUGACGGCAUUGACUUAUCGACGAUGUUCCAUCAGAAGCUAUUAUCGAGCGAUUUCCCCGAUUGGAUGAGCUCUGGCGACCAAAAGCUUUUUCAGGUUCUUGCUGAAGUCCCGAAGCCGAAUACUAAACGAUUUGUUAUUAACAUUAAGGAAGGAGUUUACGAUGAGAUACUAGAAAUCCCCAAAGGUGUUGAAAACGUUAUGUUCAUCAGAGAUGGUCCGACCAAGACUAUCAUCACUGGUAACGUUAGCGUCGAAAAGACACCCCCGAUACCUACAACAUUCAACACUGCAACAGUUUGUAAGUUAUACAUACGCCGUAAACACAUUCGAGAACUCCAUUGGACCCGAGGGUACCAAGUGGUCGCCCUCAGGGCAUCUGGUGAUAUGUCUGCCUUUUAUAACUGUCAUUUCAAGGGUUUCCAAGACACACUUUAUGCCAACGAGAGACGACAAUUCUACCGUGAUUGCGUCAUCGCCGAAACCAUAAACUUUGUCUUUGGCGACACUAGGUUCGUGUUCCGAAACUGUCAAUUGCUCAUCCUGAAGCCACUAGAUAACUAG